Apodemus sylvaticus (European woodmouse) is the source of this 2665-nucleotide messenger RNA. RefSeq names its product serine incorporator 4 (gene Serinc4). Gene Ontology annotation, cellular component: membrane. Lineage: Eukaryota; Metazoa; Chordata; Mammalia; Rodentia; Muridae. The record is from RefSeq and is a predicted model, not a curated record.
UGUGCCUAUCUUGAGAAGCUUCAACUAGGAAAGAGGUUCGCUUUUGACUUUCUCCCCAGCUUGUUUUCUGAAGUCUCCUUCGACUAUCUGUUCACUACCCACACCACCCAAACGCACCAUAUCCCUAAGAGCAAUCCCUUCACACACACACACACACACACACGCGGAAUUCUGUCCAAUCAAGGCGGCUAAUCCUAAAUCAAUUAAAAACCCUAAUCCCCAGACCAGAUAGGCCAGCUGCUCUUAAUCUCAGAAAACAGUCCGAAUGAUCCUGAAUACAAAGCCUGGUGAAGGCAUCUUCAUAAGAGUAUUUGCAUCCACCACUUCCCGGUAAUCUGUAUUCAUUUUAUAACAUGUCCAUACUGCCGCCUUUAAAACGAAUGAUUAGGCCAGCAAAGUGACAGUCCAAUGGGCGAAAAUCCUGAGAAACGGCUGUUCCUCAUCAGUUUUUCCAAUACUGGAUCUACAUCUAAUCUCUGGGCCAAAAAUGAAAGGUGUUAAAGUCGUCACAGGCCGGCACACCACCCAGGACCUUGCACAGCAGCACGGUGGAGUCAGUGAUGUCGUGGAGAAAAUCCCCUUCAAUCAGGUGUCCUGCUGCGGCCCUGUUUCUUGGACCAGUGGUUGCCAUCUGACAGAGUCUACCUGUAGCCGCCUGCUCUACAUCCUUCUCCACGUGGGGGCCUCGGCAAUCUGCUGCCUUCUGUUGUCAAGGACAGCGGUAGAAAGGGUCUGGGGCAAAGCAUAUGGGAUACCGAUGCCCUCAAUGCUAUGUGCCCACCUGUUUGGCAACUCUGACUGUCCAGUGCUCAGUGGGUCUGGGGCUGUGUAUGGAGUAUGUGCAGGAACUGCCACCUUCCACCUGCUGUAGGCUGUGCUGCUAGCCUGCCUCCACUCCCCUACCAGCCCUCAGGCACAGCUGCAGAACUGCUUCUGGAGCCUCACGCUGUUGUUCCUGUCAGGUCUCUGUACCGUUGCCUUCUACCCUGAUGAGCAUCUCUUCCCUGCCUGGCAUUAUAUUGGCAUCUGUGGAGGCUUCACAUUCAUCCUAUUACAGCUGGUGCUUAUCACAGCCUUUGCCCAGUCCUGGAACAAGAAUUGGCUGACUGGUGCAGCUCAAGACUGUAGCUGGUUCCUAGGUGUUCAGGUAAGUACCUUGAUUGCUUUUGUCACUCUCCCCCAAAGGAUGGGGGAGGACAAAAGUGCAUGUGGAAGUAGUACUAACUCCGUUCCUGCCAACUAACCCCUGUUCUCCCUAGAGCAACCAAAUUCUGGCCUUCUACAAGCCGCUAUUAUCAGCUGCUACAUCAUGUAUCUGACCUUCUCUGCACUGUCCAGCCGUCCCCCAGAGACAAUAACCUCUCAAGGACAGAAUCACACCUUGUGCCUGCCUAGCCCGAAUAAAAUGGAACUACAAAUACUGGAUACCUCAGUAGCAGUGCUUAGUGCUGGCAUCAUGUAAGCUUGUGUGCUCUUUGCUUGCAACGAGGCUUCCUACCUAGCAGAGUUUUUUGGACUCUUGUGGAUCAUCAAGGUUUCCAAGUAUGAGUUCCAGAAGCCCUCAGUCUGUUUCUGCUGCCCGCACACAGUGGAACCAGAGGAUGGUGAGUCACGUGAACAAUCUAGCCAGCUGAACCCUGCUGCUCCGGGGCAAAGCCAGCAUCUUUCCUACAGCUACUCUGGCUUCCACUUCGCCUUCUUCCUCCCUUCGCUCUAUGUCAUGGUUACCCUUACCAACUGGUUCAGCUAUGAGGAAGCAGAACUGGAGAAGACCUUCACUAAGAGUAGCUGGACUACCUUCUGGGUCAAAGUUGCCUCGUGCUGGGCCUGUGUACUCCUCUAUCUGGGGCUGCUCCUGGCACCACUGGUGGCUCCCCACUCAGAAUCACCAGCACCCUAGAAUUUUUAGGCAACACUGCCAUGGCUUCAGUACUGCCACAGAAAAACUGGCUCCUGAUCUACAUUAACCACUGGGAGACACUUUUACACUCGUAAUCUUAGCUCCAAGAGCCGUCCAGCCAAUACCUCAAGGACAAAUGAACAGUUAUCACUGUUCAAGCUCAUUAAGUAUCUAAAUUGGAAGAAGUAGAUGAACUAGUGGCUUCAUUAAAGCUCAAGACUCGUACUCCCAGGAAGUGAACCCAGGGGCCUUACCUGAUCCUAGCAGCGUGGCACAAGCCCCUUCCUGGUUCCUGAGCUGGAGAAAGGGUCAGGGAAACACCUACAGAGACUCAAGACGUGGGUCUGCUCUUAGCAAUCAAAAGGAAACAAGUGGCUCAGCCCAGAGCAGAGGUUGAAGCCCAGACCACAGAGCAAACCAGGAAGAAAGGAGCAGAGCCUACCACGGGUUUUAAUCCUGAUCUUGAAGUCAGAGGGAAUGGAAGACAAAAACCACCCAAAACAGAAAAGAAUGAACAUAGAGAGCAGCGGACCACCGGAAGUCGGUGAGCAGCAGGAUUUUUUUCCAGCCAACUUUCAAGCAAACAAAGAAUGAGGAAGAGACAAACUUGGGUCUUAGAUCCUUCCCCUCUUAUGACCCUCAUGACCAUCCUGGGGAUAGUGCUCAAGGUCACUGUGGGGGACAGAAAUCACAGAAGUCUGUAUAGUUCUUAAGAGGACUCCCCUGCCAUAUAACUGGAGUGCUUUUCUGGUUGCAAUAGUUAAA